AGGGAGAACAUGCAAACUCCGUGCAGAAAGACCCCGGGCCGGGAAUCGAACCCAGGACAAGGCAACAGUCCUACCUACUGUUCCACUGUGCAGCCCUCUCUCUUACCCAUAUAUAUUGUGAAAAUGUCCUCCUUAUAUUUUGCUUUAAAUUGUAUUAAAUUUUGACUUUAUUUUUUUGCUCCAUAAUUUUUUACAUCAUGAAUUGAACUACAAAAGCUCCUUCCUGCUGUGCGUACACUACAAAUCCUUAAGUCUGAGUAAGUUAGAUCUUCCCUUCUCUUUCAAAAACAUGCUCUGUAUGUGCUCAGGUAGCAGUUUAUUUGAUGCCUUCAACAAAAUUUGAGCCAUUUUAAAUUCCUCCAGAUCUUCAAUUUUUAUUAUUCUAGAUUGUAAGAAGACUUUAAGGUUUCAGGAACAUGUUUAAAAAAUGUCUGAUCUCCAGUAGAUCACAUCCAGAGAUCUACUGGAGUCUCAGUUUAAAGACCGUUAGCAUUGAGUGGCCAUGACGUUGUUUUGCCUCGCAUGUGUUUUCUUACUAUAUCCUAACAUUUAGACUGUUUGAAAUAGCUUCGGCUUUCUGAUCAGUUCUAAACUAGGAAAGGAUUUUGCCAGUGAUGAAUAACAGUAAAUACAUCCAAUCCCUCUGCAUCUCCUCCUCCUUGGGCCUCUCUCUCAUUGUCCUCCAGCUCACCUCUCCUCUGCCCCUCCAUUGCUUAGUCACCACAUGGAUGUGUCAUUGUUUCUAUCACUUUCUGACUUUCAUGCCUGCUGAAGCACAGCGAGAGCAUCUCUGCGGUGCCAAACCCAUGAAAAGAUACAGGAUUCACUUCUGUCCACCCUCUGGCCACCCCCACUCCACUCCAAACAACAGGACCUCCUCAUUCCUGAUGGAUGGCGCCACUUUCCACAGCCAGGGCCACGGGCCACAUGGCGACCACACCUCCACGGCACGGACUUAAAGCCUCCGGAUGUAUAAGCGAGGGAACAUAAGGAGACGAGGAAUCGAGAAGAUGAAGAUGGAGCUCGCCGUGGUUAACUGGACGGUCGCAGCCGCAGGGUUUCUUCUGCUCUGGGCCGGCGGUGGCUCCGCAGCGCCUCUUGAGUGCCACUUCAACUCCAGAGCUCUGUGUGAGUUCGAGGGGAGGCGGUACGCCCUGGGGGAGACCUGGAUGGAUAACGCCUGCAUGCAGUGCACCUGUUUGCACCCUGUUGGAGUCGGUUGCUGUGAGACGGUGCAUCGACCGGUGGACUUCCCUGCCUGGUGUGAGGUGAGGGUGGAGCCAGUGACCUGCAAAGCGUUUCUGGUCCAGACAGCUGACCCCCGCCUGCCGUGCACCCCGGGCGAAACGGACAGGGACCCCAGCCACGGAUCGCUGCAGCUGCAGCUCGACGGGGGGAUCCGCACAGAGACCAACAGCAGCUUAACCUGCACCUGAAUAUCAGAAAAUGCCUUUUUUGUUUUAAUGAACCUAUAUUAAACACCGUCUGUGAGUUUCCGUAUUAAGAAUCUGUCUUUGCAAGACAAAAAUUCAGAAAAGCAGCCUUUUGUGUUUAUGUAUGACAUUUCUUACUCAGUAAUCUUCUUGCAAGUAUUAAAGUAAAUAUUCUACAUUCUUUUGAAUCUAUUUUAUUUCCAUAAUCAACCGUGCUUUAAAAAUUCAGUAAAACGUUUGCAUGUUUAACUGAUUUAAUGUUCUUUGCUAAACAAACCUUUUGUCAAAACAAUGUAGUAAUGUAAAUAUAAGCAAGAAU
This is a messenger RNA of Xiphophorus maculatus (southern platyfish), 1752 nucleotides long. RefSeq names its product microseminoprotein, prostate associated (gene msmp1). NCBI's taxonomy places the organism in Eukaryota, Metazoa, Chordata, Actinopteri, Cyprinodontiformes, Poeciliidae. The record is from RefSeq and is a predicted model, not a curated record.